UUUCGCAACGUGAGCAUCAAGAGUCUCGGAGGAAAACCGCGACCGAUUAGUUUUCCCGGCUGAAAGGAUCGAGAGUCACGAGGGAGAGUCAUCUAUUGUGCGACACUGACACACGCACACACUUACACACCGGUCAUCGCGCGCCUCGAUUGUUACAGACGCGGCGUAAAAUGGCAUUUUCUGGCUCAUCGAUCGCGAUCGUUUUCAUCGCCGCUUACGCGGCGGCUGGACCCGUUCAGUUACACGACGGAUCGAAUACGUUGCAACGGGACGAGUACGGGCCGCUGGUGAACUUCGGUGCAAGAUACUGGAAUGAUCGCGGUUCAAGCAAUCGUAAUUUAGACGGUGGCCAUCUGUCGCGACAGUUACCGCAUCGAGGGUUGGAUUUAAAUGCCUUAUCUGGAGUAAGCUUCGGAAACAAGAGGUUCGCUUCUUUCAGACGACCAGGUACAAUAAAUCUACGACCGGGCAACUUCGACGAGAUCGAUCGAUCGGUGUUCGAUCGUCUCUCGAAGAGGAACUUCGAUGAGAUCGAUCGAUCGGUGUUCGACCGUUUCUCAAAGAAAAACAUCGACGAGAUCGACAACGCGUUCGAUAGCUUCUUCAAACGGAACUUCGAUGAGAUCGAUCGGGGCAACUGGAACGGAUUCGUCAAGAGGCUCGAUAAUUAUCUAGCGGAUGAGCAACAACGUUAAUUGAUGCGGAAUGCCGAGAGGCGAGGGGAAGAGAACGAGGGAAACGAGAAGUUAACGGAAACGCCGAAUAAAAAUUAUUGUAAAACGCCAAUUGAACGCGAUCGCUCCGUUUCGAAAAUUUCAAAACGUUCUUUCGACGCAAAUCGAAACACAAAUUUGCAUGAUAUUGCUGUCCUUUAAUGAUCACGUGCACGUUUAAAAGCUUUAAAUCUCUAUAUGUGUAAAGUGUAAAACAUGAAAAGUUUUUAAUGUGGAAAUAUAAAAAUUAUAUAUUUCAAACUAUAAAAUAUAUCAAACAAAUUGAACAUCUACUGAAAAGUAGAAACUAUUUUAUCUGAUUGAAACUUGAACACUAAGUAGAGCAAGAUUUUUAGAACGCAUUAGAACGCGGAGAUGUGUCGCUGUUUAUUUCGAGAAAUUGUUCAACGAAACAAUUGUAUUAAUUUGUUUAUAUUUCAAAAGAGCACUAAUAUGCAACAUAUUCUCGAUGUUGUCGCCGAUUAUUUUUUAAACACACUCCGUUGUAAAAAACUAAAUAAUUAAUCUAUUAGCUUAAUAUGGACAGCGUGUGUUAAUGUGUGUAAUUAAUUGUAUAUACAUUUCAACUCUCUACUCGAUGUGUAAAUCGUGAAAUUAUAUUGUGCAAAAUUAUAUAUAUAUGUAAUUUAACUUUGACCAAAUCUUAGGAGCAAAAAAAAAAAAAAACAACAAAUAUAUGUCUUUUUGAGGGAAAAACUCGUUUAUGAAAAAAGUUUUUCUCUUUUUCUCUGUGUAAAAAUACUCAAAGAUCUCUCACGUGUCUACGAAACGUGAGAUAACACAAAGAUAUUUCUUCAUAAUUAAUCCCUAGUAUUACGAGUGAUGUUCUCAUCAUUUUAAUGAAAUGGCCAAUUAAAUAAAAAAAUAUAAUAUUACGUGUAUCGUAUCCCCUCUACUCUGUCGUUCUGCAAAAAUAUAUAUUGAUUAAAUCAAAAGAACAAAUUACUGAAGAUGUAACAUAAAAAGAUUGUGUAAAAAUUGAAAUAUAUAUUUAUUAUAUCUGUGACCAGUUAUGUGUUUAUUAUUAGAAGAAUGUUUUGUGUAAACAACUUCUUAUCUUGUAGAUAUUUCACUAUCGUGAAAAUUAUGUCUGAGAGCUGUCUUUAAAUAUUACAUAAACCGUUAUUGCUGAAAAAUAAUUUUCUAAAAAUAUAAUAUGUUUAUGCGGCCUUUUUAUGUGUCAUCUUCAAGUGUCAUUAUUU
Messenger RNA from Pseudomyrmex gracilis, 1936 nucleotides. RefSeq names its product orcokinin peptides type A-like. The coding region runs from base 171 to 695 and encodes 174 amino acids. The record is from RefSeq and is a predicted model, not a curated record. The transcript is spliced from 4 exons. NCBI's taxonomy places the organism in Eukaryota, Metazoa, Arthropoda, Insecta, Hymenoptera, Formicidae.